AUGAUGAAAUCCGAGCCAGAAGCCUCCCCUGUUCCCGGCCCUCCCGGCGCCAUCACAAAGAAAUACGCGGACGCUCUUAAGAUCGCCAUGCAGUUUUUCGACGUGCAAAAAUCCGGGAAGCUCGAGAAAAACCCGAUACCCUGGAGAGGAGAUUCGGCCCUGAAAGACGGGAGUGAGUCGAAACUCGAUCUUUCCAAGGGAAUGUAUGAUGCCGGUGACCACAUGAAGUUCAAUUUCCCGAUGGCUUUCACGGCUACGAUUUUGUCGUGGGCCAUACUCGAGUACGGAGAUCAGAUGAAGGCGGUGGACCAAUUGGAACCUGCUCAAGACUCUCUCAGGUGGAUCACUGAUUACCUCAUUAAUUCACAUCCUUCGGAGAACGUUCUAUACAUUCAGGUGGGCAACCCUAAACUCGACCACUCGUGCUGGACCCGACCAGAGGACAUGACCGAGAGGCGGCCUCUCGUUCAGGUCAACGAGUCGGCUCCGGGCACUGAAGUCGCUGCCGAGAUGGCCGCCGCCCUCGGUUCGGCCUCCCUCGUCUUCAAGGCCGCGGACCCCACGUACUCGGGCAUGCUUCUGAAGCACGCGGUACAACUCUUCUCGUUCGCGGAUAAAAACCGAGGCUCCUAUAGCAAGAGCGUGCCCGAGGUACAAACGUACUACAACUCGACGGGCUAUGGGGACGAGCUCUUGUGGGCCGCGGGCUGGCUUUACCAUGCAACGAGCGAGGGCUCGUAUUUGGAGUAUGUGACCGGGAAAAACGGGGAAGAUUUUGCCAAUUGGGGUCGGCCCACUUGGUUUAGCUGGGACAACAAAUUGGCGGGAGCCGAGAAGCUGAAGAAUUAUAGGAAGUCUGCAGAGGCUGUGAUGUGCAAUCUUCUUCCAGAGUCUCCAUCUGCCACAUCUAGCAGAACAAAGAGUGGUUUAAUAUGGGUGAGCGAGUGGAACGCUUUGCAGCACCCAGUGGCAUCGGCUUUUCUAGCACUACUUUACAGUGAUUAUAUGCUCUCUUCUCGAACUCCAAAGAUUGUUUGUGAUGGAAACAAUUUCACGCCCAAAGACCUUCGAAAUUUUGCAGCCUCACAGGCCGAUUACGUUUUGGGCAACAACCCAAUGAAAAUGAGCUAUCUCGUGGGGUACGGUGACGUGUACCCAGAGCACGUGCACCACCGUGGGGCUUCUAUUCCGGCCCACGAGAAACCAAGCUGCAAGCAAGGCUUCAAGUGGCUCGACUCGAACGAGCCCAACCCUAAUGUGGCCACGGGUGCACUCGUUGGUGGGCCGUUUCUUAACGAGUCGUAUGUUGAUGUGAGGAACAAUUCGAUGCAAGGUGAGCCCACGACCUACAAUAGUGCCGUUUUUAUCGGGCUUCUUUCGGGCUUGGUGACUACAUCGUCCGUCGUGCAAUCGUUUUCCUAA
Molecule: messenger RNA, 1422 nt
Organism: Striga asiatica
Lineage: Eukaryota; Viridiplantae; Streptophyta; Magnoliopsida; Lamiales; Orobanchaceae
Source: the annotation of a GenBank genome assembly